Molecule: messenger RNA, 1531 nt
Organism: Pararge aegeria (speckled wood butterfly)
Lineage: Eukaryota; Metazoa; Arthropoda; Insecta; Lepidoptera; Nymphalidae
Product: methylthioribose-1-phosphate isomerase
Exons: 7
Coding region: 208-1266 (352 amino acids)
Molecular function (GO): S-methyl-5-thioribose-1-phosphate isomerase activity
Source: RefSeq, a predicted model, not a curated record
UUAAUUUCUUCUACUUUUAAAAAUGCUUUUCUUUUUAUUUUAAGUCGUUUAAACGUAUCAGUUUUGUACCAUCGCAUUAUUUGCAAAAAAAUAUUUUGUAACGAAUACUUUUAAACAAAAUAUACAUCAAUAUCAUUUUAUUUAUUGUAAAUAUACUAUUGUGGUGGAACUCUACAAUAUUAGUUGUGAGCUCUUAAAUUAGAAAAAAUGAGCUUAGAAUCAAUACGAUAUGAAAGAGGAAAAUUGCAAAUUCUGGACCAAUUAUUACUGCCUCUGCAGACAAGAUAUGUAAAGGUACAGGGAGUUGAAGAUGGCUGGAAAGUAAUUAAUAAAAUGCAGGUGAGAGGGGCCCCUGCUAUAGCAAUUGUUGGAUGCUUAUCAUUGGCAAUAGAACUACUUAAAGAAGACUGCUCAGAUAAAAAAAUUAUGAGGCAAGAGAUCGAAGGCAAAUUAAACUAUCUGGUGUCGGCGCGGCCAACAGCUGUAAAUAUAAAAUUAGCGGCUGACGAUCUUAUUAAUUUGGCAAAUAGUUUGAGCGCCGAUGAGGAUGUCACAGCUAAUGAUUUUAAAGAGAGGUUUAUUAUUAGCAUAGAGAAAAUGCUCAUAAAGGAUAUAGAAGACAACAAGGCGAUAGGCAAAUUCGGCUGCGAGGCUAUUCUGAACAGUUUGGAGGUGGACAGCCACGUGCGGGUUUUGACACACUGCAAUACCGGAUCACUAGCUACAGCGGGCUAUGGCACUGCUUUGGGCGUGAUACGGUCACUGCAUGCCGCUAAACGAUUAGAGCAUGUGUACUGCACUGAAACCCGGCCUUACAAUCAAGGGGCGAGGCUCACGGCAUACGAGUUGGUCCACGAGAAGAUACCCGCCACUCUCAUAGUAGACAGCAUGGUGUCAGCGUUGAUGCACGCGAGGAAUAUUACUGCCGUGGUGGUCGGAGCUGACAGGGUAGCAGCGAACGGUGACACUGCUAACAAAAUUGGCACAUACCAAAUAGCGAUAGUGGCGAAACAUCACAACGUGCCCUUUUACGUGGCGGCCCCGCUCACCUCCAUAGAUAUGGCGCUCAGGUCAGGCGACAGCAUUAAGAUUGAGGAGCGGCCUGACAGGGAAAUGACGCACAUUGGCGAACAUAGGAUUGCUGCACCUGGCAUAAACUGUUGGAACCCAUCAUUCGAUGUUACACCGGCGUCCUUGAUAACAGGUAUCAUAACGGAAAAGGGUGUUUUUGCACCCAACAAAUUGUACGAAGAAGUUCCUAAAUAACAUUAUCAAAUAAUUAAUAACAUUCGUUUUAUUGUUGUAAUAAUCAAAUGUUUUGAUAUAAUCAAUAGUUCCUAGUGUUUAAAGUAAAGGCAGUAGCGUACGUAAAGGGAUAAAACACAAGACAUAUCUUCUAUUAGUUAUUUAUUAUACAAGUCCGCCAGUUUGAUGUGUACCUUUCUCUAUGUAUUCAAUACAUUAAUGCGUAUAAUGUUAGGUAUGUAUUAAAUACAUUUGUAAGUAAUAAACAAAAGCUAUUAAACUAUUA